Daucus carota subsp. sativus is the source of this 2754-nucleotide messenger RNA. Its product is annotated as nudix hydrolase 3. The transcript is spliced from 21 exons. Gene Ontology annotation, molecular function: dipeptidyl-peptidase activity. The coding region runs from base 163 to 2508 and encodes 781 amino acids. Gene Ontology annotation, cellular component: cytoplasm. The record is from RefSeq and is a predicted model, not a curated record. NCBI's taxonomy places the organism in Eukaryota, Viridiplantae, Streptophyta, Magnoliopsida, Apiales, Apiaceae.
CGUAUGACCCGUUUUACUUUUUAGUUUUUAUCGGUAUAUUCGACUUGUUUAAGCAGCGUUUUACCGUUGAAUUGCGCAAAAAUACAGUACAUACUGAAGAUCAAAUUUGAUUUAAUUUAUCAGAGCGCUGUGUUGAAGCCAGCGUCUUGUAGCUACUGUAUUAUGGCCGAAAAGGAGCAACAAGAAGAAGAACACUUUGAUGUUCUCACUAAAACUGGCCACAAAGCUGGAUUCACCAAGCCCAGAAGUGCUGUACAUCGUGAUGGGGAUUACCAUCGAGCUGUACAUGUUUGGAUAUACGCUGAAAGCACACAGGAACUACUUCUCCAACGACGUGCAGACUGUAAGGAUUCAUGGCCGGGCUUGUGGGAUAUUUCUAGUGCGGGUCAUAUAUCUGCAGGAGACUCGUCCCUUAUCACGGCUAGGAGGGAACUACAUGAAGAGCUUGGUGUACUUCUACCCAAGGAUGCAUUUGAAUCGAUAUUCGUAUUCUUAGAAGAAAGUGUGACAAAUGGCGGUACAUUCAUCAAUAAUGAAUACUGUGAUGUAUAUUUGGUGACAACUUUAGAACCAAUUCCAUUGGAGGCAUUUACUCUUCAGGAAUCAGAAGUCUCAGCUGUAAAAUAUAUCUCCUUUGAGGAGUAUCGGAGCAUGCUGGCUAAUAAAGACCCUCAGUAUGUCCCUUAUGAUAUAGAUGGUCAAUAUGGUCAGCUCUUCAAUAUAAUUCUGAGAAGGUACAAAGGAAAUGUUGAAGAACGGAGUUUGGAUCUACAAAAGAAGCUCUCCCGCUAUGCUCCUGUCUCUCUUAAUCCAGAGUUAAUGGGCCUCACAGAUGCAGACAAAGGCGCUUUGAAGUAUAUUAUAAAAGCUGCCAUGAUAAUGAACGACAUUUUCUACCUUCAGAUUUGGUAUAGCAAUCCAUCUUUAAGGGAUUGGUUAAGCAAGAAUGCUGAAGUCUCUUCGCUAGACAACUUGAAAUGGAGAUAUUAUUGUAUCAACAAAUCUCCUUGGUCUUGCAUCGAUGAAAAUGAGUCAUUUUUGUCAACUGCAGACUCGGCUAUUAAGUUGCUUCCAGAAGUCACUACACCAGUCACUGGCUGGAAAGGUCUUCAAUACAGAUCUGCCUUCCCUGUUGAAAAGGCGCCCUCCGCAAAUUUUUACCCUCCAGAUAUGGACAAAAUGGAAUUUGAACUAUGGAAGGACAGCCUCACAGUGGACCAGAGGCAAGAGGCAACGGGAUUUUUUAGCGUCAUUAAAAGGCACUGUGAACUGGACUUAGAUUCAUCAAAAUGCAGCAAUGCAACAAUUAAUUCUACUCUUCCUUAUGAUCUUUAUGUUGUUCCUUACUCUCAAGAGUACAAAAAGUUCCUUGCUAAAGCUGCUGAGUUUCUUCGUAAAGCAGGGGACAUGACCAGCACACCUAGUUUAAAGAGGCUGCUACAUGGCAAGGCUGAUGCCUUCCUCACAAAUGACUACUAUGAGUCAGAUAUAGCCUGGAUGGAAUUGGACUCUAAGCUGGACAUAACUAUAGGCCCAUAUGAGACCUAUGAAGAUGCAAUUUUCGGAUACAAGGCAACAUUUGAGGCAUUCAUUGGAAUUCGUGAUGAUGAAGCAACUGCUCAGCUUAAACUUUUUGGUGAUUAUUUGCAGGUUUUGGAGAAAAAUCUUCCACUGGAUGAUGUGUACAAAUCAGAAGAUGUGAUUGCUGCUCCUAUACGUGUUGUCCAGCUAUUAUAUAAUGCAGGGGAUGUUAAAGGUCCGCAGACAGUUGCAUUUAAUCUUCCAAAUGACGAGCGUAUAGUAAAAGAUCGAGGAACUUCAAUGGUCAUUCUUAAAAAUGUUUCAGAAGCAAAGUUUAAGUUAAUUCUUCGGCCUAUUGCUGAUGUAUGUAUUACAAAGGAGCAGCAGAAUUAUGUGGACUUUAAUUCUUUCUUCACUCACACUAUUUGCCAUGAAUGUUGCCAUGGUAUCGGACCUCACAGCAUAACCCUUCCGAGCGGUAAAAAGUCUACAGUUAGAUUGGAGCUGCAAGAACUCCACUCAGCUCUAGAAGAAGCUAAAGCUGAUAUUGUCGGUCUUUGGGCCGUUAAAUACUUGAUUGACAAGGAUGUGCUUCCAAAUACUUCAAUCAGGUCAAUGUAUGUUUCUUUCCUUGCGGGAUGCUUCAGAUCUGUACGUUUUGGGUUGGAAGAAGCUCAUGGCAAAGGACAAGCUCUGCAGUUUAAUUGGUUAUUUGAAAAAGGUGCGAUUGUUUUGCAUGAAGGCGACACUUUUUCUGUCGACUUUGAUAAGGUCGAAGGUGCAGUUGAGAGCUUGAGUAGAAAAAUACUUACAAUACAGGCCAUGGGUGACAAAGAUGCUGCAAAUGAACUUCUCCAGAAAUAUUGUGACAUGACACAACCACUAAAAAUUGCUUUGCAGAAGCUGGAAAUUGUUCAGGUUCCUGUAGAUAUAGCUCCAACAUUCCCCAUUGCGGAUCAAGUAUUACAGACAAGCCCUGAAAGAUAGGAAUAUCAUAGAAUUUUCCUACAGGAAGACCCCCAGAAAACCAUUUUUUAUGCAACAAUUGUACUGCGUGCUGGAGAAUGGAGAAGGGUGGAGGAGUAUAAGUGAAUAACAGUGCUCAUAAAAAUAUGGGUUGUAAGAAUCUGUACAAUCUGCUCAAUUGUGUUUUUGAAGAAAAGAAUCCUCACGUUGUGAUAUUGUAUAUUAUGUAUGUUGCGUUUCUUUUGGAAAGUUGAUUCAUUCUCUCAA